This is a messenger RNA of Papilio xuthus (Asian swallowtail), 1111 nucleotides long. RefSeq lists its product as uncharacterized. Lineage: Eukaryota; Metazoa; Arthropoda; Insecta; Lepidoptera; Papilionidae. The record is from RefSeq and is a predicted model, not a curated record. The transcript has 6 exons. The coding region runs from base 71 to 1015 and encodes 314 amino acids.
UUGCUGAAUGAUUUCUUACCAGUAAGAGUUGUCAGUUGCUUAUAAAUUUAUAUUUUGUUACAUUGUGACGAUGUCUCUCAAUACUAUGCUUAUUUUAUUUAUCAUAUUUCACUGUACAUCCUUAUUAGAAUCGAAAGAAUAUCGCUACGACUAUAAAUAUAUUGAUGAAAUUAAUGGUUGGAUAAAAAUACAUUUGUUUCCCGCAAAAUGGCAAGAAGCUCGCCUCCGGUGUCAAUUUGAAGGUGCAGCGCUGGCGUCACCAGAGACUCUUGAGUUAGCGUUGACCUUAAGAUCAAUAGCGUCAGAGUUUUUCCCGUGUGGCGUGUUCACGGGAGUCCACGCCACCUUCUCACCGGGAGACUACUUCUCUGUCGAAGGGACACCUAUUGCAAGAAUGCCUAUCAAAUGGGCACCCAAUGAACCUGACAAUUACGAGGGCAAAGAAGAUUGUAUAAUCCUGCAAGGUAACGGUACUGCCGCUGAUGUUAAAUGCACGGAACUGUAUCCUUAUGUGUGCUAUAGAAGUCGAGUCAAAAACCCAGUAAUAUUGAAUGAAUGCGGCACUGUUGAUCCGGGAUACAGUUACGAAGCAAGAACCGGCUCCUGCUACAAGUUCCACAAUGUGGGCAGGACUUGGUCACGGGCGUUCAUGGCGUGCGCGGCCGAGGGGGGCUACCUCACUAUCGUCAAUAGCAACGUGGAAGCGACCGUGCUUGCCGAGAUAUUCGCCAAACAUCCCGAAUCGCAAAUCAUGGCCACUAUAAGACACGUAUUACAUAUAGGUUUCCACAGCUGGGGAGAGAUUGGUGAUUGGAAGACCAUCCAUGGACAACCUAUAGAAGCGGCGGGCUACUCGAAGUUCGAGAAUGGUCAGCCUGAUUCCCCGCAUGUGACGAUGUGCGGUGGCAUGUUUAAGAGCGGAGGCCUAGACGACUUUUCGUGCGAGCAUACAGCGCCAUUUAUCUGCGAAAAAUCCCCAGAUAGCCUGUACGAAAAUACGAAGAGAUUAGGAUGAACUACUUCUUAAUUUGGAAAACAUUAUUUACCUACUGUAACAUUGCUUACAAAUGUUUGCUUACAAUUGAUCAUUAAAAAAAGUAAUAGAUAAAUU